AUGCCACGUCUCCUUGCUCCUCACAAAUCGGGGCUUCAUCGACUAGCAUGUUUUUCACUAUACAAAGCUCUCCUCCGGGAGAGCACGCGAGUCGGCGCGGCGAUUGAUAACCCUGCCGUAGCCAGAACUCUUCAAUCCUUGAUUCGUUUCCGCUUUGAUCGAGACCGCAAGUUGCUCUCCCCUUCACAGGUUGCCAACGGGCUAGAGGCAGGCCAUGGCGCCCUCUCGCUCCUCCGCGCAUGCGCCAGGAAAUCCAGCGAUGCCUUGAACAGGCUGAGCCAAACCCUCGAGCAUGUAGCUCUACAAGCAGAAUCUACAGCCAAAUAUCGCGCCGAACUCGCCUCGCGAUGGAAACCUCCUCCGCCCUCAAGACGUCCCCAUCUGGAGAACCUGCGCCGCGUGGCCAACAAGGCAAACCACAUCUCCACUCCUGACAACCCGCGCAUCUUUCAGCACCCGAGACCAAUAUCUGAGGUGAAAUCGGGUGUCCGCAAAGUGCCCAAUCUGAUCUUGGCCCAGGGGAUCCCACUCUUGAAAUAUCCUGGCCCUACUCCGGUGUUGUUGAAUCGGGUUUUAACCAGUAAGAUCAAGUGGGGAGUUCGGAAGUGGGCACAGCAUCUGGACAUUGGGGAGAAGAUUCAGCUCGGCGAAUGGGAAGACGAAUGGGAUUCCAUCCUGGCCCGAAAGCAUGGCAUCAUGGAGACAUGCGAGGGCGCAACUGCGAAUGAACAGCAAGGACGGGGCGGCGAAUUGGUGGAAGCGGACUUCAUCCGGUCCUCGUCGGAGCACAAUAUCCGUUUCGCCAGUCUCGACCGAGCCUACACCAAGGAUGAGAAAGACAUCUACCAGCCGCUAGCCCGCUCCAGUCCCGCCGCCACUCCGGGAGGAUCAUGGACACUGGCGCUCCGCCAGGUUGACCGACAACUCGAGCUGGCCGUGCAGGCGCGCGGACGUCAGUACGCGGAGCUGGGGGACAAGUAUUGGCAGGUGAUACUGAAGGAGAGAGCGUUGAAGGAAAUGGAGAGGAGAGAGCGGAAGCAUGCAAGGAGGAUCGCGCGGAAGCAGGCGACGAGUGAUGACUUGGCCCUUGAAGAGCGCGCUGAGGCUGUCAGUAGCGUUUCUUCUGGCUUUCUAUGA
This is a messenger RNA of Fonsecaea multimorphosa CBS 102226, 1137 nucleotides long. RefSeq lists its product as uncharacterized. Lineage: Eukaryota; Fungi; Ascomycota; Eurotiomycetes; Chaetothyriales; Herpotrichiellaceae. The record is from RefSeq and is a predicted model, not a curated record. Bases 1 to 1137 code for a protein of 378 amino acids. The transcript has 2 exons.